Messenger RNA from Scylla paramamosain (green mud crab), 2993 nucleotides. It is a transcript of the gene Srp54k, whose product is annotated as signal recognition particle subunit SRP54-like. Gene Ontology annotation, biological process: SRP-dependent cotranslational protein targeting to membrane, translocation; SRP-dependent cotranslational protein targeting to membrane. Gene Ontology annotation, molecular function: GTP binding; GTPase activity; endoplasmic reticulum signal sequence receptor activity. The record is from RefSeq and is a predicted model, not a curated record. Gene Ontology annotation, cellular component: signal recognition particle, endoplasmic reticulum targeting; cytosol. Lineage: Eukaryota; Metazoa; Arthropoda; Malacostraca; Decapoda; Portunidae.
AAAUGAAUGAGCUUCAAAAUUGAAAGUUCAGCUUGUAAAUAGAAGGGCAGACAGACGUAAACAACACAUGGCAGCAGUAUCAGCCAGACGGUGACAGCUGACGAAGAAUCUAGAAAAACUCAUCUCAGUUUUCCGAGAUUUUUUGCUGCGAAGAAACAUAAUCUGUAAGGCAGGAUGGUGUUAGCAGAUUUAGGCCGUAAGAUCACUUCGGCUCUAAAGUCCCUCAACAAUGCCACAAUCAUCAAUGAGGAUGUUCUCAAUGACCUCCUCAAAGAGAUCUGUGCUGCACUGCUUGAAUCUGAUGUCAACAUUCGGCUAGUGAAACAACUCAGGGAAAAUGUGCGAUCAGCCAUUGAUUUUGAUGAGAUGGCCGGUGGCCUAAAUAAACGGCGGAUGAUCCAGACCACUGUCUUCAAGGAGCUUGUUAAGCUUGUGGACCCAGGGGUGAAGCCUCAUAUUCCUGUCAAGGGACGGCCCAAUGUUAUUAUGUUUGUUGGUCUUCAGGGUUCUGGUAAAACAACAACUUGUACAAAACUGGCAUAUUACUACAUGAAAAAGGGAUGGAAGACCUGUCUUGUAUGUGCUGAUACCUUCCGUGCAGGUGCUUUUGAUCAGGUGAAGCAGAACUGUACCAAGGCCCGCAUACCCUUCUAUGGCAGUUAUACAGAGGUUGAUCCAGUUGUAAUAGCUUUGGAUGGUGUUGAACAAUUCAAGAAAGAAGGUUUUGAAAUCAUAAUUAUAGAUACAUCUGGUCGACACAAGCAGGAGGAUUCCCUAUUUGAAGAAAUGUUACAAAUCUCCAAUGUUUGUAAACCUGACAACAUCAUUUUUGUGAUGGAUGCCAGCAUUGGGCAGGCUUGUGAAUCUCAAGCAAGAGCCUUUAAGGAGAAAGUUGAUGUUGGUUCUGUCAUCAUCACCAAACUUGAUGGCCAUGCCAAGGGUGGUGGAGCAUUGUCUGCUGUGGCUGCCACACAGUCUCCUAUAAUUUUCAUUGGUACUGGUGAACAUAUUGACAAUUUUGAGGAAUUCAAGACCAAGCCAUUCAUCUCCAAGCUGCUGGGCAUGGGAGACAUUGAGGGUCUCAUUGAGAAGGUAAAUGACCUGAAACUUGAAGACAAUGAAGCUCUCAUAAAGAAACUCCAGCAUGGCCACUUCACACUGCGGGAUAUGUAUGAGCAGUUCCAGAAUGUGAGGAAGAUGGGUCCCAUGUCACAGAUUAUGGGUAUGUUGCCUGGGUUCAGCACAGACUUCCUGACCAAGGGAGGUGAGCAAGAGAGUAUGGCACGGCUCAAGCGGCUCAUGACCAUCAUGGACAGCAUGACAGAUGAAGAACUGGACAGUCUGGAUGGCAACAAGCUCUUCCAGAAGCAAGGAAAUCGCAUCAGCCGAGUGGCACGAGGAGCUGGAGUGAUGGAGUUUGAAGUGAAGGACCUCCUUAAUCAGUAUGCCAAGUUUGCACAGAUGGUCAAGAAGAUGGGAGGAAUGAAGGGUCUUUUCAAAGGAGGUGAUAUGUCCAAAAACGUGAACCAGACACAAAUGAACCAGCUUAACCAACAGAUGGCCAGGAUGAUGGAUCCUCGGGUGCUUCAACAGAUGGGAGGUUUUAAGGGUUUAGAGUCUAUGAUGAAGCAACUUCAACAGGGAGGAGGUCCAAUGGGCAUGGGCAAAAGUCCCUUCAAGUGAACGUUGUUUCCUUUCCUUGCGUUGCUUUGUGAUAAUGGUGUGGUAGGUAAAAUGAAGGUCCUUAUAUCAUGGUUAGUUUUCAUACGAGUUUUUCUACAAUAAGUAAAUAUACCCAUAUUUUAGAUGUUUCGUAUAUUGAAGGGACAUUAUUUAGACAUUGAUGAAUUAAUUACAAAUAUUCUGAAAAUAAAACACUUCAUUGUGAACUUUCAUUGUUUUCCCAGGUAAUAGAGAAUACAGGCAAUACAAACUUGUGAUUAUCUAUCUAUUUAUACUAGGCUAACAUCACCUGUGGAGGAGGAGUAAUCAAGACAAUGUAUGCACUGUACACACACACACACACUAGAUAAAUAUGGUUAUGGAGACAGGACAAAAUGAGCUUUGGCUUGUGCCCUGUACAAUACAACUAGAUAAAUACACACACGGUUCAGUGGAGACCAUCCAGACUUGCCACUUGACAGGUGAAUGCUGAAACCCUGCUCAGGUUGCAAAGAUUUUCACUGACAAUGGGCUGUUACAGUCUUCCUUGAGUAAGACGAUAGGAUGUGUGGUUUGUACAAAGCCUCAGCCUUACCCACAGAUAGGUCUCAGGAGAAGAGUUGUCCUUUAAAUGGAAGGACAGUCUUAAUAGGCCAGAGAGAGAGAGAGAGAGAGAGAGAGAGAGAGAGAAUUAAGAUGCAAGUUGGUCCUUUCAUCAACAUAAGUGAAAACACCGUGAGAGAGAGAGAGAGAGAGAAUUAAGAUGCAGGUCAGUCCUUUACUCAGCAUGAAUAAGUGAAAACACCACAUGAAAGAGAGAGAGAGAGAGAGAGAGAGAUGCAGGUUGGUCCCUUCCUCAGCAUGAAUAAGUGAAAACACCAUGAGAGAGAGAGAGAGAGAUGCAGGUUGGUCCUUUCCUCAGCAUGAAUAAGUGAAAACACCAUGAGAGAGAGAGAGAGAGAGAGAGAGAGAGAGAGAGAGAGAGAGAGAGAGAGAGAGAGAGGAUGGACUUAGAGGUUAAGGAGAUAGGAGUGUAUACUAGUGGAGUGUAUGGACAAAUGUGAAAGGAAAAUCUUCAUUUGUGACCAUUCUCUUCAAGAAGUCUCAAAGGAUAGAUGUUGGAAUGCAUUAGAUUAAUUAACAUAGUACAAUUUCUGUGAGGAAAUACUUGUGAACAUGCUUAUAAAUGUGAUUAUAUGCAUGUAAAUACUUGACCAUCCUCUCAAACAGUGGCUGCUGACUUGGUAUAGUAUAAAUAGAAAGAUAUACAAGGCAAUUUUUGUUAUUUAUGUACAAGGGAAACUAAAAAAAAAAUAUAUAUAUAUAAUUUU